Messenger RNA from Cooperia oncophora, 2151 nucleotides. NCBI's taxonomy places the organism in Eukaryota, Metazoa, Nematoda, Chromadorea, Rhabditida, Trichostrongylidae. The record is from the annotation of a GenBank genome assembly.
AUGCUUGACGACGCGGCACAGCCGUUAGGUACCGAUGCUACGGAGGAGCAGAAUGAGCCGAAGUGUAACCCGUUUGGGACACGGUAUCUGACUGAUGAGAGCCGUGUGUGGGAACACAAUGCAUGGGAUAACGUGGAUUGGAGUGAAGAAAUGAAGAACAAUGCUCAUCGAGUCAUUGAGAUUCAGAAGCAACAAGCUGUUGACAGUUCCACAGCAGAAGAGUUGAUUGGAAAACCCGAGAAACAAUGGGAUGCGUUCUACUCACAGCACAGUAACAAUUUUUUCAAGGAUCGACGAUGGCUAUUGAAAGAAUUCCCGGAGCUGGAUAUGAAAAACUAUCCGGAGGGAUCCACUGUACGCGUUCUGGAAGUUGGAUGUGGCGUAGGCAACACUUCGUUCCCGUUAUCGGAAUGGGAUGAACACCGAAGAAUGUAUCUGUACAGUUGUGACUAUUCAGCAGUAGCGGUGAAAGUGUUGAAAGAGCACGAGAAAUACGAUAGUUCAAGGAUGUGUGGAUUCGUCUGGGAUAUCACGGAAGAUGCACCAGAAGAUGCCCCGGCAAAAGAAUCUCUAGACUUUGUUGUCUGCAUAUACGUAUUGUCAGCAAUACAUCCUUCAAAAGCUCGGCAAGCUGUCGACAACCUUGUAAGCCUGCUGAAGCCCGGAGGGAUGCUGUUACUCAAGGAUUACGGUCGAUUUGAUCUCACUCAACUUCGUUUCAAGAAAAGCCGUUAUAUUGAUGAAAAUCUAUAUUGCCGAGGUGAUGGCACAUUAGUGUAUUUCUUCAGUAAUGACGAAUUGGACGCGUUACUCCGAUCAGCAGGACUUGUUCAAAAAGCUAAUUUUGUUGAUAAACGACUGAUUGUUAAUAGAGCUAAGCAAGUGAAAAUGUAUAGGCAAUGGUUGCAAAAUAAGAAAACGCUGCUGAGGUUGAGUUGUGAAACUUUACGAUUUCGACCAUUGUUCGAUGACAUUCUGAGCGAUCCCGAACUCGUUCAAAUUACUUCGGAUCCUGAAAUAAAUGGAGAUAUCAAUUUGGUAUAUGUAUUGCUCUAUGAGUUCCUGGCUGGAGCUGGUCUCGGAAGGGCAUCACCACGUCUGCGGGGAGCAAUCUACAAGCAUACGAAGGCGAUUCACGAUAAAGAGAAACUGUUAGCACAAGAUGGACGAGGAGUAGCAGCUAUCAAGGACCAGGGCGAUUCCAGUGAAUCAACGGCAUUCAUUCCACGUUAUGCUCGUAUUAACACACUGAAAUGGACAGCAGAAGAAGCCAUCGAACGACUCAAGUACGAGGAUUGGAGAGCAUCCUGCUUACCGGCUUACCUACUGGCCCCUCCAUCUGGUUCUCAUGUUUUCGACACCUGUGCGGCUCCCGGAAUGAAAACAAGCCACGUAGCUGCGAUUUUAGGUGGAGAGGGGAAGAUCUGGGCAAUGGAUCGUUCAGAAGACCGCGUUGAAACAAUGAGAAAAAUUUUGGAAGAGUGUGGAGUUGAGAAUGCUUCCGUUUUCCACGGAGAUUUUCUCAAGACUGAUGUAAACGACAAGAAGUUUGCAAAGGCAAGAGCUGUAAGAUACGCCAUUGUUGAUCCUCCUUGCUCUGGAUCUGGUAUGGUAAAACGAAUGGACGAGUUGACGGGUGGCAAUGCUCAUCCAGAACGUUUAGCAAAAUUGAGAAACCUUCAGGCCAUGAUUUUGAAACACGCGUUGAAGUUCCCAAACUUGCAACGCGCAGUGUAUUCUACAUGUUCGAUUCACGAGGAGGAGAACGAGGGUGUAGUAGAUGAGGUACUGCUGGAUACUUAUGUGCGCCAGCACUUCCAACUGGCCUCUUCUGUGUUGCCAACGUGGACCCAUAGAGGACUGGACACCUACGAAUUUGGCAAAGACUGCCUCCGAGCUGACCCCGCAAAAACACUCACCAAUGGAUUCUUUGUUGCAGUCUUCGAGAGAAUAUCUAGUGAAGAGAAUAAUGAGAGCAAAAGUAAGAAAAAGAAAAAGCAUAAAAUCUAUGCAAGUGAUGAAGAGUCAAUAGAGAAGAAAAGAAGAAAAACGGAUGUGGAGGGCGUUAUUAAUGAAGAAGAUGAAUUUGUAGAUGUAAAAAGUGUUAAAAAGAAAAACAAGCAUAAGAAAAAGCAUAGACAGGAAGAAUGA